Messenger RNA from Pelobates fuscus (common spadefoot toad), 5328 nucleotides. It is a transcript of the gene STX2, whose product is annotated as syntaxin 2. Gene Ontology annotation, molecular function: SNAP receptor activity; SNARE binding. The record is from RefSeq and is a predicted model, not a curated record. NCBI's taxonomy places the organism in Eukaryota, Metazoa, Chordata, Amphibia, Anura, Pelobatidae. The coding region runs from base 151 to 1017 and encodes 288 amino acids. Gene Ontology annotation, biological process: synaptic vesicle fusion to presynaptic active zone membrane; exocytosis; intracellular protein transport. The transcript is spliced from 10 exons. Gene Ontology annotation, cellular component: synaptic vesicle; SNARE complex; endomembrane system.
UGCCUGUACAACUGUCUCAUCCCAUCUCCUUCUCCUCACAGCGGUGGUUGCCGUGGCACCGGGCGGAGGGACGGAGACGGGGGCUGACAGUGGACAUAUUGAGAGAGACCCGUUGUGUGAAACGGGGGGAGAGCUACUUUUCUUGCGGGCAUGAAGGACCGCCUGACUGAGCUGUCAGCGGCAAAAGGAAAUGAAGAUUAUGGAGAAACUGUGGUUGUUAUGCAGAAUGAGAAUUUUAUGGAUGAUUUUUUCCUUCAGGUAGAAGAGAUACGCAAUUGCAUUACUAAAAUAUCAGAAAAUGUAGAGGAAGUGAAAAAGAAGCAUAGCAGGAUAUUGUCUGCACCCCAUCCUGAAGAACGAACGAAAGAAGAUCUUGAGAAUCUUAACAAAGAAAUUAAGAACGUUGCCAAUAAAGUGCGAACCAAGUUAAAAUGUAUUGAACAAACAAUUGAGCAGGAUGCACAUUCCAACAGAUCCUCUGUCAAUUUACGAGUUCGGAAAACUCAGCAUACAGUAUUGACCAGAAAGUUUGGGGAGGUUAUGAUUGCAUACAAUGAAAUCCAGGUCCAGUUUCGAGACCGAAGCAAAGGACGUAUACAGCGUCAACUGGAAAUAACUGGAAAAACAACCACAGAUGAUGAACUGGAAGAGAUGUUGGAGUCUGGGAACCCUUCAAUCUUUACAUCAGAUAUCAUUUCAGAUUCCCAGAUUACAAGGCAGGCUCUGAAUGAAAUUGAAUCCCGCCACAAAGACAUCAUUAAGCUAGAGUCCAGCAUUCGUGAACUGCAUGACAUGUUUGUGGAUAUUGCAAUGUUGGUGGAAACUCAGGGGGAAAUGAUUAACAACAUUGAGAAGAAUGUUGAAAAUGCUGCCGAGUACAUUGAAAAUGCCAAAGAGGAGACAAAGAAAGCAGUGAAAUAUCAGAGUAAAUCCCGCAGGAAAAUGAUCUUCAUAAUUAUCUGUGUAGUCAUCUUGCUGUUAAUACUUAUAAUCAUCCUUGCAACCACAUUGACCUAGUGAGCACAUCUGAAGAUUGAUCAGCCAGACCACCACUUUUUAAGGCUUCAUCUUGUUCUAACCUGUUAAAACCAGGGAAUAGAAUGUUGUUUACAAAUGCAUACCAAAUGUUAAUCCUAUGUAGGUCCCUCUGAGAAGGGUACGUGAGUACUGUGUGCAACAAGAGCAUUCAAUAUAUUUAUUAGCCCUGGUUAAUGGGCUGCUUUAUAACAUUACGCAGGAAGUGAGUAUCAAUAACAGAUAAUGUGAAAAUUGUUUAGUUUGACCUAUUAUGCAAUAUUUUAUUAUUGUAAGGGCUGCAUCCUACUUGUUAAAGUCUGUUCUUUGGCAUGGCACAACAUAUUUGACAUUCUAUCUGGUCUUUAAGAUUAAAGGAUAUGUUUGGGGUUUUCUUUAUUUUGUACUGUAAUCACCAUGGAAACACACAUGCUGCUUCAUUCAGUGUUAAUCUUUGUAGCUAGCAUCAUUAAAACGUAAACUUUUUUUAUUUUUUAUCUUUUACAGUCAAAUACUUAUUUUAUUUAUUUUUUAUUUUAAUUGGUUACCCACUAGAAGUAUAAAUGACAACACUACCUUCGGGUCAGAAUUGUCCUUUAAUUUGUGCACUGUAAUAUUAAAAUUUAAGAUUUUUUACUUGGUGCUUGCAUCUUCCUCAUCAAAGAAACCACCAAGUCACAUGCCAAGCAUUGUGAGCUACCAUUUGUGAGAUUAUUGGAGUAAACUGUUGUGUUAGAACACAAUGUAUUUUAACUAAAUGGCAUCUACAAAGUUUUUUUCCAAUUUUCUUUCCUUUGGUAUACUUACAUCCUUUUGGUCAGGAGAAUUACUAAAUACCACCUAGGUGGAUUUUAUGUUUUGUUUCACCUGUCACACCUUUGUUUGUGUAUUUUGUCUUGUUUUUUAUUUAUUUUUCAUAAUAUAUACAUAUAUCAGGAUAUGUGAAACUGAAAACACUACUUCAUGCGAAAGCAGUUCUCUGCAUGGUGACUAUCCUUGAUCAAUAACAGUAAAGUCAAAUGCAUAUUAAGUGUAAUUCACAUUUGACCCUCCUCUUUUGCGAAGGGAAAAAUGCUUCAUUUUUUCAACAUUGCAUCCUAAUGGUCCUUAGAUUUCAAAUUCAUACAUUUUAUCUUUUGUGUUUGCCAAAGGUUGUAACUAUCAAAUACUAAAAUGUUUGUUUUUGUUUUUCUUUCAAGUAUGUUUAUUUUCUUUAUAGCUGAACAUUGUGUGCAAGUUUUGUAUUUUGUCAUGAGCUAAAUAACUUAUCCAGACACUCAGCUUUUCAUUGCAUUCAUUGUUACCUGAAUCCCCAGAAAUCUUCCCACCAAUGGAUAUAUUUACAAAGGGUUGGAUAUCGUAACAAUUUCAUAAACCUUAUGGUACUUUUAAUUCUGAUUUGUAAAGGAUAGAAUGUUAUGGAAAUUUUGAGCAAAUAUUAAUUCUCUUGUCUACAAGAACAUUUUUUAUUUUUUUUUACGAUUUCUUUUCUAAUCUGUCACUUUCCAAAUUGUAUAGGACCUACCUACUUCCACACUCCACUGCCUUUGAGACAUCUGGAAUUAUAAACCUGAUAUUUGUGCACAAUUUAUUCAAGCCUCUGUAAUUUGCAGUGAAUGCUAUGUAAAGAUUAUUCUGGCAUUCACAUAAUGUGAUCAGAAAGCAUGGGAUAUGAUGAUGCACUGAUAAAGCACAUCUCUCUUAAAGUUAUUAUGUGUUAAUGCUCAAUAUUUCAUAUUUGUAGUUCUUUACAUUAAUGUGGAUUUUUUUUUGUAAUGCAUGUAUUUUUUUUAAUGUUAACCUUUUUUGUUUUCAUUUUAACCCUCCUGGAUCAUCAUGAUGACACUGCCUUACCCUGGUGCCUAUGGGGUUUAAGUUCCUUAUUUUUAUAUUAAAUAUGCAUAGUUAUUCUAAACCAGAUGUAGGUUGAAUGGGACCAGUAAAACAAAGCUAUAUUGUACCUACCUGUCCUUCUAAUUUUCUAGGGUAGUUUCAAAAUUGUAUGCAGACCUGUCGAACUGCCCAAGUCCAUUGUAAAUGUAACUCUUAAGUAGCAUAUCUUUAAGUUUAUAAAUAUCUCAAAUGUUUUUAUAUGAAGGAUUUCCAAGUUGUAUUUACUAUUUUAACACUUUUGUCAAUGUCAUUACCUCUUAUGACCGUAUCUUUUUACUAAUGUUAUAGGACCAUAGUUGGUGUCUUCUAUCAAACACUGUCAAAGGAUGGCUUCUUUUAGGUGAAAGAUUGGUAUUUAACACACAGCUCUGCUCUUUUCACCAGUCUGUGCACACUUUAUCGUUAUCCACAGAUAAAGUCAGUUUUAUUUUUUUUCCACUAGACCUUGCUGUAGGCUAUCUCUGCCCACCACUAUCAUGUUCAACUACUCCCUUUUAAAAACUGUUAAAAAACAAAAAAAAGGCAAGUUUUAAGUUAGAGUUGUUAGUAUCUAUACUAGAAGUACAGUACAGUCCACUGAGGUGUUCUGUUUUCACAUGGGUGUUCCUCCAUUGAUUGCUGCAGUACUAUAUACAAGGGAUUGGCUGGGGCCAAUGAAAGAUGUCUUUAUGGCUCUAAAGUUGUUUUUGAUAGAAUUACUUAAUUUUAAUGCCACAUUUUUAGCUCUAUCCUAACAAACUGAAGCAUUCAUAGCACCGUUAUUUCUCUAUACUGCUGAUGCAGAUGCUCUUUGUGAAAGUCCCCUUUUACAGGUGCCUGUAUAGUACAAAAGUGCCUUUAGCUGUUCUUGUUUUGCCGUGUUAAGGUUUUAUUGAGCAGUAAUGAAAUAUUACUGAAUUUGCUACAGACACCUUUGUGUUUGUGUUUUAUUUUUAUUUUUUUUAUUGUGAGGUGCUUCUUUAGAUUGUAUUUGAUAUCCAAGUUAUCCAUGUGAGAACAUUAGUCAUCUCACCCAUGCCAUUUAUAAUAGUGUGGCAUUAAUGUCCUGUGUAAGAAUGAACUCAACAUUCAACAGCCCUCCAGAAAGAAAGCUAAUAUUUUCUACAAACCAAACAAAAAUAAAAACUCAUCAAUACCUUGUUUUUGCAAUUCUAUCAUUCUGAAGGACAUCACACAGUGAUGUUGAAGCUAGAGGGUUUCUGAGUUGGUUUAUAUUUCAGAUUUUAUAAACCACCAUUAAAGGAAUGUUACAAACUCCUAAAGAUGAGAGCGUUUUGCUCUUGCUCAAAGUGGAAGUGAGGGUUCCUCAUAGAGCAUCAUUGGUAUUAAUACUUCUCUAUAAAUGGUAUUUUAUGAGAAGCAUUGCAUUGGCUUGGGAGAUUAAUCCAUCUCACCACUGAAUUACUUGUAACUUAGUUUAUAUUGUAGAGCCCCAAUAGAACAUGAAGUUACCAUUAAACAAUUCUUAUGUUAACCUAGCCCCAUGCCCUUCCCCCAUCAGGUUGUCUCCUACCUUGAUCAACUACAAAAAUUGUCCUCCAUUAUUUUGGCACUUUUCCAUUUCCAUUAUUGAAUUGUAUGUUUCAACAAACAUACACACAUGCACUACUAGCCUGAGGCCCCCUGAGAGAGUAAAAAAGUAACAUUUUGCUUUGUAGUUGUGAAAAUAAUGUCUGGUUUUGUAUACUCUGUAAAACAUAUUGACUAUUUUGUCGAUUUGAAAUGUAUGAAAUUUGGCUUUUAAGAUAUGGAAAGAAUCAGUCUUUUCUGAUGUAACUUUGUUGAUUUCCUUGUAACCUUUCAAUGCCAAAAAUGUCUAGCAGUGUACAUAGUUGUGUGGUUUAAAUAGCAGGUCCUAAAUUAAGACUGCUGCCAUACAAUGUACUGUACCAGCUUAAAAACAAUUUAAUAAAACCUAACAUUCCUUCAACUAUUUUCCUAAUAUAUUAAAUAUUUUUUUAAGCAAUAUUGGUUUUUACAUUGUAUCUACUAUAUUUUAUUUGUAGCAUUUCUCAGAAUGCACAUGAUUUUUUUUUUUUAGAUUGCUUGUUUGCUAUGAACCUAAGAACAAAAGACUGCUAUAUCCUUUAUUACUUUGUAAUGUAAAUGUUAAAUAGCAGUGUUUCAUGCCAGAUAGUGGAUUGCACAGGUUCCAGUUUCUGAGUAGUUGAAGAAAUGCAAGCUCUUUUCACAUGUACUAAAGCUAUGUAUAAUAUGUUUAAUGUGCCUUUUUUAGUCCAACUUCUCUGGUUGUACAUUGUUGUACUACACUCACAUGUUUUUACAAAAUUGUAUACACCUAGUAAUGAUGUAAUGCUUCUUUUUGUGACACUAAAAGAUCUGUGAAUAGUAGAGGGAAUCCUUUUAUGUCUAUAACAUGUACUAAUAACAUUUUCCAAAUAAAAUGCACUUUAUCUGUGA